Molecule: messenger RNA, 1487 nt
Organism: Amblyraja radiata (thorny skate)
Lineage: Eukaryota; Metazoa; Chordata; Chondrichthyes; Rajiformes; Rajidae
Gene: iah1
Product: isoamyl acetate hydrolyzing esterase 1 (putative)
Exons: 6
Coding region: 37-753 (238 amino acids)
Source: RefSeq, a predicted model, not a curated record
UGCUCUGCCCGGUGGUGGCGGUGGCGGUGGCGGUUGAUGGCGGGUGACGGGCCGGCCUGGCCGCGGAUCCUUCUCUUCGGUGACUCCAUCACUCAGGGUUCCUUUGAGAAUGGAGGAUGGGGUGCUGCAAUUGCAAACAGACUUGUUAGGAAGUGUGACGUGCUGAAUCGUGGUUUGUCAGGAUACAAUACAAAAUGGGCCCUAACUGUUCUGCCAAAGAUUAUUACUCGGCCUACUGACCAAGGGAUUAUUGCCGCUGUUGUUGUCUUUUUUGGAGCAAACGACUCUGCUUUGAAAGAUGUCAACCCAGCCCAGCACAUUCCUCUGCCUGAAUAUGCUGAAAAUCUGAAACAUAUAAUCCAGUACCUGAAAUCUAUCGGCAUUUGCGAAGAAAAGGUGAUCAUGAUAACACCGCCUCCGCUGGAUGUAUCGGCCUGGGAAAUGACAUGCAUUGCCAAGGGUAAUAAAUUGGACAGAUGUAAUUCCGUAACCAAGGAGUACACCCAGGUCUGUGUCAGGGUAGCAACAGAAUGUGGAACUGAUGUGCUUGAUCUCUGGACUUUGAUGCAAAGUGAGAAUCAGAAUUUUUCCUCCUACCUUUUGGAUGGGCUACAUUUAUCAGAGAAAGGGAGUUCGUUUCUGGAAACACAUUUGUGGCCUCUGCUUGAAAAGAGAACAGGAAAUCUGCCAAUGAUUUUCCCACACUGGAGCGAUAUAGAUCACCGAAACAGCCAAGCCAGUCUAUUGCUGUAAAUUCAACCAUGUUAGGAUUUGCUAUAUUCUUUUACAUUAAUCCGAUUUUUAAACAAAACAUGUUUAGGGGCUAGUCAAUAUGAUAGAGACCAAUUAUUUUUUUUACAUAUAGCCUUAGCCAUUAGUGCAAGGCUACACAACGUCAUACUAAGGAAUCAAUGUUACGAUGAAUUUGAAGGACAGAAUAUAACAUACAAUGAGGAAUAAGAGUGAAAGAUAGUGAUCCUAGCCAAAACCAUAUUCUGUGGAAAGGUAAAGUAAUUCCUAUAACUGGAAUGGGUGUCUGCAGAGGUAUAAAAAAAGGUUCCAAUGACCAUACUGAUGAAAACCCAAAACAGCAAGAAAUAACAUUAAGAAAAUAUUUAUUUAUUUUCUGCUAGAAAUAUGUAAGCACCAGCUUCCUUUACUCCGGGCAUCAUGUUUCCCAAUGAUUCUACUCAUAGUACCCAGUAUAGAAAGUAUGUCAGGUGUUCCCGUUGUAAAGUGGUCACUAGUGACUUGGUUCAUUUGUCCUUUAAAAACUUUCAUUCUUUAUCUUAAAAUAUUCAUAAUGUUGAGAUUUGCAAAAUCUUCAAAAUAAACUGAUGCUAAUUUAAUAAGAUCAGAAAAGACUUUUGUAUUCUUGUGAUCUACAUGCACUGUUUUAAACGUUGUCAAAGAAAAUACUGCUGCAAGUCUUCAGUAUUGUGGUUCAUAUUACAAUUCAAAUAAACUUUUACAUUUUUGAUAUCAAA